GGAGGAGGUCAAUUAUGCCGCUUUCUGUAAUGUUAACAGAUUGUAGACCGUUGUGGAAAUAUGCCACUUUUAUUGGGAAUACCAGUGCAAUCGGGCAAUCCUGCAUGUUUUUUGGCACAUUCAUAGCAAUCAUUUAUGCAGUUCUUUUACAGUAGCUUCAACUGAAUUUGAAAUGCAGCUAAAACUACGGGGAGUUGAAAGUUUAAUUAUAUUUGCGAUUGCUGGAUUGUUGAAUGUCGCAGGUACUUCUUCCGCCCUAACGAGUCACGAUGCAGGAACGGUAUUUUCCACCCUGUCGGAUGACCAACUAGCCCGGAUAAAGAAUGUUUUCUCCUCUGCAGGAGGAGCCGAGUGCACCAAUCUGUUUCAACGAAAUUUUGAAGAGUAUCUGAUUUGUGCGAGCUACUAUCACAAAAGAAUCCCCAAACAAGAAGAUGGCGACGGAGGGGAGGAGGAGCCCGGCUUCGUUGCGGAGACUCUUCAAAGUGGAGUCCCCCAAGUACUCGGGAUUUUAACCGAGGCUUUCACCGGAAUAAACCAAGUCGUCAAUCAGUCCUCCGCCGGUCAGAGUCAAAGUCUUCCAAACUGGAUUUUAAGUGGGGUGACGAACUUGUUUGGGCAGGUUGGGCAAGUCGUGGGGAUCAAGCCUCAAGCCCCAACGCCACCUCCAUACUUUAACUUACCCCCUGCCAGACCAGUCGCGGGGUCGGUUAAUUACCCGGCCAACAGCUUAUCGCAAGGGCAGCGCCACCAACGACCAACUCUUAUCCCACGAAGUACCACGUUAAAGCCUACGAGACGAUCAGCCCUACCCGCUGUUCCCAUUGAGGUCGGCUACAACCCUUUCACCGUCCAAUUUGUCGGUCCGCCCGCUGCGGCAUCGAAUUCGGGAGAAAACGGUCAAUUUUUCCCAGCACCACCACCACGGAGGACGAAACCUAAGACGACGACCACGACCACGACGACCACGGUAGCACCAACCGCGCCAAGGGAAACUUACGCACCGUUCGUACCAGUACCUGAACCUCCUCCUCCUCCUCCAAAAGUAGAGCCACCAUUCAACAACAACAUAUUAAAUUCAGGAUUUCACUCCGAGUUAUUGAGCUCAUUUUCCAGCACGUUAAACAAACUGAAAUCACCCAGCAGUAGUACUUUCGCACCAAUCCCAGCAUUUGCAAGCACUGUUGAAGAAGAUGAAGAUUCAUACAGUGAAAGUCCAAUUUCCGCUGAUAUUCAACCCCACAGGCCAACAUUUAACAUUCCUUCCAAACCAGUAGAGCAGGAGGCCCCUAUUUUUCCGCCCCCACCAUCGGCCCCACACCGACACCAAAUUUCUUCCUACCCUGGGCUGCAUAACCAACACAUUUCUCCAGUAUCUGCAUCAUUAUGGCAAGCCAUUGCCCACAUAAAAUCCAAAACAUCGACACCAGCAACAUUAGAAUUACAACCAGAGUCAGAACUACAAUAUGGUGGUCGCCCAAGUUAUACCUACCCCAGCACGCCACGCUCAUCUUAUGUCAUUCAUCAUAAAAUAACGCCAAUUUAUGAUAAAGAAUUCCAAUCACCCCACGAAAUAACCACAACUUUUCGCCAUGUCCCACCCCCCAGACCCACAACGUCUUAUUUUGUCCCACCCAAGGAAACGCGUCCACCCUACACUCGACCCACCACCACCUCCACAAAACAACCAUCAUUACCAUCAUCAUCGCAUCUGGUCACGGAAACGAGUCCAGUUGUCCCCUCGUCGAAUUAUCUCGUUGGUGGUGGUGGAACAGGUAGCAUUGCCUCCGUCUCUGCUGGGAAUAAACGACCCGUCAUUGUGAACAACAUGUACUAUCCGGAUUUGCAGAGUGCCCUGAGUGCAAACCAGGCAUCCUCAGAUUCGACAACCGAGAAGCCGAGAAAGCGUCGAAGGAGAACCACCACCCCAUCUGCUUCUCCAGAUCCGGAUUACUAAACUGCCGAGAAAGUAGAGGAAAAAAGACACGUUUCUAUCCUAACUGUAAGAAUAAAAGCCUAGCCAAACUAAUUAAACGGGUCUCUCCUUACA
Folsomia candida is the source of this 2050-nucleotide messenger RNA. RefSeq names its product leucine-rich repeat extensin-like protein 5. The record is from RefSeq and is a predicted model, not a curated record. The transcript has 3 exons. The coding region runs from base 173 to 1957 and encodes 594 amino acids. NCBI's taxonomy places the organism in Eukaryota, Metazoa, Arthropoda, Collembola, Entomobryomorpha, Isotomidae.